This is a messenger RNA of Aspergillus ochraceoroseus IBT 24754, 3032 nucleotides long. RefSeq names its product mRNA splicing protein SYF1. The record is from RefSeq and is a predicted model, not a curated record. Gene Ontology annotation, biological process: generation of catalytic spliceosome for first transesterification step; mRNA splicing, via spliceosome. Gene Ontology annotation, molecular function: protein binding. Lineage: Eukaryota; Fungi; Ascomycota; Eurotiomycetes; Eurotiales; Aspergillaceae. Gene Ontology annotation, cellular component: post-mRNA release spliceosomal complex; Prp19 complex; U2-type catalytic step 2 spliceosome. Bases 86 to 2632 code for a protein of 848 amino acids. The transcript has 5 exons.
GAAGGACUUUCCCGCUCAUGCAACCCCAUUUUAUUGCGAUUCCGUGUUGACCGUGUGAGUCGGUCCCGCUCUAUCGAGUGGCGAGAUGCCAGGGACACUCCUGCCCCCGAGAUCCCACCGGCAACACGCAGAGAUGGAUCGAUCUUCGGCCUCCAGGCCGGACCUGUAUCUCAUCGGCGAUCAGGACACCGUAUACGAGCAAGACCUCCUCCGGAACCCCGGUAGCAUCAAACCUUGGCUUGCUUAUAUCGAAUACAAGCAGCAGCAUGGAACUAUCUUCGAGCAAGCCUUUGUCAUGGAGCGUGCCUGCAAACAGCUCCCAAGAUCCUACAAGCUUUGGAAGAUGUACCUGGAAUUUAGAACUAAGCAUCUCCGGGGCCGUAAUGCGACAAAAUAUCGGGCGGAGUUUCACAAAGUCAACGCCCUGUUUGAACGUGCCUUGAUCCUGCUUAACAAGAUGCCGCGGAUAUGGGAAAUGUACCUUGCCUUCAUGAUUCAGCAACCCAUUGUGACCCAAACGAGGAGAACCUUUGACCGGGCACUGCGGGCUCUACCUAUCACCCAGCACAAUCGGAUUUGGAAAUUAUAUAAGGCUUUUGCGCGCUCAGCCUCUGGUCAAACUGCCGUCAAAAUCUGGGCUCGCUACAUGCAGAUUCAUCCGGAGAAUGCAGAAGAAUAUAUCGAGCUACUUGUGGAGAUGGGGCAGUAUACAGAAGCUGUGAAGCGAUACAUGGAAAUUCUCGACAACCAAAGAUUUCAGUCUAGGGAGGGCAAGAGUAACUUUCAACUCUGGACUGAAAUGGUGGAUCUGCUUGUUUCUAAGGCAAAGCAGAUUCAAACCGGUCCGCAAGCUGGAAUCGACGUUGAUGCUAUCAUGCGUAGCGGUAUCGAUCGAUUUGCAGACCAGAGAGGUAAAUUGUGGGCUGGACUGGCCACUUAUUGGAUUACCAAAGGUAACUUCGAGAAGGCACGGGAUGUUUUCGAAGAGGGCAUUACUACUGUGAUGACAGUCCGCGAUUUUACUCUUAUAUUCGAUUCUUACGUUGAGUUUGAAGAAUCAAUCAUUGGUAACUUGAUGGAGGCCGCAGCCGUUCGCACAGACAACGGCCAGGUAGACGAAGAGGCCGAUUUUGAUUUGGACCUUCGAAUGCUUAGAUUUGAACAGCUGAUGGAUCGACGUCCAUUCCUGGUUAACGACGUGUUGCUCAGGCAAAACCCGAAUAACGUUAUCGAAUGGGAAAAGAGAGUCGCUCUCUGGGGUGAGAAUAAAGAAGAAAUUGUCCAAACUUAUACAGCGGCUAUCGCUGCUAUCAAUCCCAAGAAAGCUGUCGGCAAAUUCUCAGGGCUCUGGGCCAACUAUGCGAAGUUUUACGAGAACGGUGGAGACUUGGCCACUGCACGAGUCAUUUUCGAAAAGGCUGUUAAGGUUCCUUUCAAAUCAGUUGCAGAGCUUGCUGAAACUUGGUGUGAAUGGGCUGAGAUGGAAUUGCGCAGUGAAAACUUCGACAAGGCAGUUGAGAUAAUGGCAAAGGCAACCCAGGCACCUAAGAGAUCGACUGUCGAUUAUUUCGAUGAAACUCUUUCACCCCAGCAAAGGAUCCACAAGAGUUGGAAGCUGUGGAGUUUCUAUGUCGAUUUGGUCGAAAGCGUUUCGUCGCUGGAGGAAACGAAGAAGGUGUACGAGAGGAUUUUUGAAUUGCGCAUUGCCACUCCCCAGACUGUUGUCAACUACGCCAAUCUUCUAGAGGAGCACAAGUACUUUGAAGAUUCGUUCAAAGUUUACGAACGCGGAUUGGAUCUGUUUAGCUACCCUGUGGCGUUUGAGCUUUGGAACCUUUACCUCACCAAGGCUGUUGACCGCAAGAUUGGCAUUGAACGUCUCAGAGAUCUUUUCGAGCAGGCUCUGGAUGGUUGUCCUCCGAAAUUCGCCAAACCCCUGUACUUGAUGUACGGAAAUCUUGAAGAAGACCGUGGCCUGGCCCGACACGCAAUGAGAAUCUACGAACGUGCGACUCGAGCUGUCUCAGAUGAGGAUAGAUUCGACAUGUUUGAAUUUUAUAUCACCAAGUCCGCAUCGAACUUCGGAUUGACUUCCACACGACCUAUCUACGAACGGGCUGUUGCCGCUCUACCUGACCAGGAAGCUAAGGAAAUGUGCCUCAAGUUUGCAGAGAUGGAGAGGAGACUGGGCGAAAUCGACCGGGCUCGCGCGAUCUACGGACACGCAUCUCAAUUCUGCGACCCCCGUACCAAUGCCGGAUUCUGGCAGAAAUGGGAGGCAUUCGAAGUCCAGCAUGGAAACGAAGAUACCUUCAAGGAAAUGCUUCGUAUCAAGAGAAGUGUUCAGGCACAAUACAAUACCGAUGUCAACUUCAUCGCCUCCCAGGCCAUUGCCCGCACUCAACAACGGGGCCAAGAGGGCGAGAAAGAGCCAGCAACAGAACAAGAAGAAGCAGAUGCCAUGGCAGCAUUGGAACGACAAGCACGAGCGCCCGUGGGCUUCGUCGCAGCUAGCACAGGUCCUGAGGGUGGUAACCGUCCUCCCGCUGACAAAGAGCCACCUGUUGCUGCCACUGCCGCUCCAGUGAACCCCGACGCCAUUAACCUCGACGAUGAUAUGGAUGCCGAUUAAGUGUUUUGAUCUCCACUUCUGUACUAGCGACUGACCUACUCUUGCUUCUCUGGAUCGCCGUAUCGGCGGCAACUACUACUACUACUAGGUACUGCUAACCUUACUGUACCCAAGAGAAUCAACCCAAUCCGUUGCUCCUUCCUUCCACUUCCAUCUCAUAUACCAAUCACAUUCUCACAUCAAUGAUUUUCCUUUUUACUCUGGCUGGUUUCAUCUAUCUCUCUUCUCUCUACCUUAGGUAUCUGUCAUCAAUCAAACCUUGAACCACCCUAUAACGAACAUGCUUGGUCCAAGACUAGUUAGUUUGAGUUUGUCAACUUUCAAUUUAGGCAUGGGUGUUACUCUGUGUACUCCUAUAUCUCCUUUGUCCCUUUUUUUUUUUUUUUUUUUUUUUUUUUUU